CAGCCUCCGGCCCCGGAUCCCUCUCCAUCUGGACCAGCCCUUGUUCCCUUCCUUCCCGAUCCCACCGGAGUCUUGACAAACGGCCCAAACGCCGGGCCACUGCUUGGAGUGACUGCCCAGCCGACCGAGCAAGGCUCUGCACAGAGGCUCCCACACAGGGCGCGGGCGCGCGCAUGGGCGGGGCCUCAGCCUCGGGUCCCGCCCAACCGUCACGCGCUUCCUCUUCCGACCAGAGGCGGGGCCGCGGCGCCCGCGGGAAACCCGGGCGUGCUGUGUCCUGCUAGGUGCCGCCGCGGGAAAUGGCAGCCAGAGAGAGGCUGGUUCUGCGGCCCUGGAUUCGAGAGCUCAUUCUGGGGUCAGAGGCACCCUCAAGUACACAGGCCGGGCAGCUACUCGAGGUCCUGCAGGAGGCCAAGGCCGAGGCCCCAGGCUCGUCCAGCGCUCCUGACGCGUCCGACGUCGGGGCCAUGUUGCUUGUUUCCGACGGAACCCACAGUAUCCGAUGCCUGGUGACGCGGGAGGCCUUGGACACCUCAGACUGGGAGGAGAAGGAGUUCGGCUUCUCGGUGACGAAGGGCCGGCUGCUGCUGCUGCGGGACUACGGGGUGCGCGUCCAGGUCGCUGAAGGCCGGGCGUCCGCAGAGUUCUAUCUCCAGGUGGACCGUUUCAUUGUGCUGCCAAUGGAGCAGCCCCAGGUGCGGGUGACUGAUUGCAACCAGGACUCGGCUGUUCAGAGAAAGCUCUGUGCCUGCCUUGAGGAGUACCUUUCAGAGUCUACCACCCCCAGUGCAGGCCUAUCACUGUCCCAGCUUCUGGAUGAGGUGCAGGAAGAUCAGGAGCAUGAGGGGGCGCUAGUGCGCCUGGCUGAGAGCUGCCUGCAGCUGGCAGGUCCUCGCACAGCACCCCCUCCUCUCACCGGCUGGGCUGCCUUACGCUGUGAGGCCACGGAGGAAACCGAGUACACUGUCCCCAGCGUUUUGCUGCACAUCUGUGAGAAUGACCAGCUAAUUCUUAGCUCUCUGGACCCUGGUCCGAGGACACAUGGCCCUGAGCUGCCCCCACCAGAGCCAGCUCUGCCGGACCUAUCUCUGACCCUGAUCUCUCCUUCUUUCUCAUCUAGUUCCUCAGGAACCCCUCCAUUAUCUGGCCACGUAUCAGCAGAAGAAAGUGGUGCCAGCAUCAGUCUUCUGCCUGCCCUGUCCUUGGAUGCCCCCAACCCUGCCCAGAGGGGCAGCUUCCAGCCCCUACCAGCCAUCUGCUCAGCCCCAGGCUCCCUGCCCCCCAGCUCCCCUAACCCCAGGUGUACAUGUAGCCCCCCACUCCAGAGCUGCACUCACAGUCUCUUGCCCCUUGGCCAUGUCUCCAGUCCACAUAAGGUCUGUGUGACUAUGGCCCAGAAACCUGGCCUGGAAUUAAAGGAGCUGGGGUCGCCCACCAACAACAGGAAGCUUUCUCCAAGGACCAGAACUAGCAAGGGUGUCCAGGAGCCCUGCCCUGUCUGGGACCCCCCAAAGAUGCAUCAUGAUGGUUCUGCCUUCCAGUAUGCGUAUGAGCCACCGUGCACCUCCCUCUGUGCCCAAGUCCAAGCUGCCAGGCUUCCUUCCCAGCUCGUGGCCUGGGCCUUGCACUUUGUGAUGGAGUCACAGCCGGUUUCUGACCUGACCCAGGUGUGAGGGUCAUGCAGGCACAUUGGGGGUGGACAAAUAGUGCUACACACUGUGCUUCCUUUGAGUUUUUUAAUAAAAUAAUCUCAUGCGGCA
Lemur catta (Ring-tailed lemur) is the source of this 1760-nucleotide messenger RNA. It is a transcript of the gene ACD, whose product is annotated as ACD shelterin complex subunit and telomerase recruitment factor. Gene Ontology annotation, molecular function: telomeric repeat DNA binding. Gene Ontology annotation, biological process: telomere maintenance via telomerase; telomere capping. Gene Ontology annotation, cellular component: chromosome, telomeric region; shelterin complex; telomerase holoenzyme complex. The record is from RefSeq and is a predicted model, not a curated record. NCBI's taxonomy places the organism in Eukaryota, Metazoa, Chordata, Mammalia, Primates, Lemuridae.